AUGGCGGCACCCGCCCAGUCAGCAGCGGCCAGCGGUGGAUCAUCCCAAGUGGCUUCCGGAAGAAAUGCGCGGCUCUGUGUCCUGGUGGCAACAGAGCUCAAUGCGGGGUUGCCUCAUGACGCAGAGCCCUACUCGCCUACGCAAGUCCGUGAGAAAUUGGAAAACUUAAGCACGCGAUAUCGCCGCGGUGCUGGCAGUACCGGUGACAGUUCUGGCACCAGCCAGAACAAAAGCCGAAAGCGACCAGCGGGCUCUGCAAUGCAGCAGCUCUUCACAGUGCACAAAGAGGAGUCGCAAAGUGCGGCUAAAGCCGAUAAAAGAAGUCACAAGCUGCGAAAGGAGCUGCUCUAUGCGGCUGCAGCGGGAGUCGAAUGA
Messenger RNA from Ixodes scapularis (black-legged tick), 375 nucleotides. RefSeq lists its product as uncharacterized. The record is from RefSeq and is a predicted model, not a curated record. NCBI's taxonomy places the organism in Eukaryota, Metazoa, Arthropoda, Arachnida, Ixodida, Ixodidae. The coding region runs from base 1 to 375 and encodes 124 amino acids. The transcript is spliced from 3 exons.